Messenger RNA from Helianthus annuus (common sunflower), 1013 nucleotides. RefSeq lists its product as uncharacterized. Bases 52 to 705 code for a protein of 217 amino acids. Lineage: Eukaryota; Viridiplantae; Streptophyta; Magnoliopsida; Asterales; Asteraceae. The record is from RefSeq and is a predicted model, not a curated record. The transcript is spliced from 3 exons. Gene Ontology annotation, cellular component: plasma membrane.
AACCUCUUUAUUACAAGCCAACACAAAACCAUUUCAUCAAUCUUUGUAACCAUGACAACCGGAAAACCCGAACCAUCCACCUACCCAUACGAUCCUCUUCCUUCCACUCCUCAACAACCCCAACCUCAAUACUACGUCGUUUUACCCUUCUACUCCUCCUCCGGCCACCGUAGACGGCAGCGAUUAUUCCGCCGCUACCUCUACUCCGCCAUCACCAUCCUCCUCCUCUCCGCCGCUCUCUUCCUCCUCUGGCCAUCCGAUCCGUACCUGCAAGUCGUCAACCUUCGUCUCGAUCGCUUCAAAGUCAACACUGCUCCGAUCUCGCUCGAUAUUGUGCUAGCUGUACGGAUCAAGGUUCGGAAUCCAGAUGUUUACUCUCUCAGUUAUAAAUCGCUCAAUGUGUCGGUUGAUUAUAGAGGAGAGAGGCUAGGGUUUGUGACGUCAGAUUACGGAAAAGUGAAGGCAUUUGGUACGUCAUAUAUUGAUGCGACGCUUGUUCUUGACGGAGCGGGAGUGGUUUCUCAGGCGGUUUUUUUGAUUGAGGAUUUGCUGAGAGGUGAGAUUCCGUUGACUACGGUUUCGGAGAUUCGUGGUGGUCUUGGAGUUGUGCUGUUUGAUCUUCCGAUUAAGGCCAAGUUAUCAUGUGAGGUUGUAAUGAACAUACGCAAUCAAACAAUUGAACGUCAAGAUUGCUGUCCUGCGUGAAUUCGUAUAUCUAGGUUGCAAAUGAAUUAACGCACCAGCAAAGAUAAAGAAUCAGGCUAUGUUAUAUGCUGUUAAGGUUAUCGGGUUCCGUACAUUAGUGUCGCAUAUCUGCUCCUGUUGUUGGGUGGUUAUUGUCUGAGAGCUGUUUCAUAUGAUGGUCGACGUAAAUAUAACAUCAUACAUCAUUAUGGUUUGUAUAUUAUUAUUAGAUGUUGGAUCACGAGUUACUGAUUCCAAAACAUCUUAACGAUGUAUUCUUUCGUGGUAAUGUACUAAGAUUUGUGAAUAUUGAUCGAUGUUUGCGUUCA